AUGGCUUCUGACGCUUAUGGCAGCCCUGAUGACGGGCUGGAGCUCGAGAGAAUUGCCGUUGGCCCAUACUGCAUCUUUGACGACUACAAACUGCCUCCAAGCUCGCCUAGGCACCCAUCGUCGAUCCCAGACGCGAGCACCACCCCAUCCUCUGCCAACUCCAUGGACAACUCCAUGUUGUCGGCAGAGUAUCCUUUUGCUAACAUGCGCGGCCCGUGGUUUACUACCGCUGCCGACGACAUGACGCUGACUGCCCCUGCUGACGACAUGUCAAACUGGAACGAGUGGAUGCAGUACGACCCUGCUGCGGCGUCUCAAAAUUCUCCAGGUGUCGAUUCCAAGCCUGCCAAUGCCCAGGGGUCUGCUUCCUUCCCCCCCUCCGGCCAGCAACAGUCACCUCAACACCCCCCCAACCAGCAACAGUCGCAGUCGAGGCAACCGCAGACCAUUCCCACCACCACUUCAGCCGCCCCAAUGUACACCAACUCCAACGAUGGGCCAUUCACCUUUGGGCAAAACGCCGACAUGUCACCGGCCUUUGACUUCACUGGCACCACCUUAGGCUCACCCCUCUCUGCGGAACUUCAACAACAGCAGCAACAGCAACAGCAACAGCAACAACAACAGCAACAACAACAACAAGAACAAAAUGGCUUCUAUACAACACCGCCCAUGUGGCAACAGCAACAACAGCUCUCCGAAAAUUCCCUCUUUUCGCCAAUGCAGUUUGCACAACCAGGCUUCGUCGCUGCACCUCCGUCAGCCUCAACACCAAGUCUUCACCACAGCCCCGAUUCACUCAACAAUGGACGCGCUAGCUCAUCCUCCUCACAUUCGUCACCUGAACCUGCUCCGCAAAACAAGAAGAGAAAAUCACCAUCCGAUGACGAUGAAGAUGCCGACUCGGCUCCGUCCGGGAAGCGGGCCGGCCAACCACCGAAGAAGACAGCGCACAACAUGAUUGAGAAGCGGUAUCGAAACAACUUAAACGACAAGAUUGCCGCUCUUCGUGAUAGUGUACCGAGUCUGCGCAUCAUGUCUCGCCAGAACGGAACAGAGGAAGACGACGACCCAGAGGAUCUCGAAGGACUUACUCCUGCACACAAGUUGAACAAAGCUACGGUUUUGUCAAAAGCGACAGAGUACAUUCGACACCUGGAGAAGCGCAACAAGCGCAUGCAAGAUGAAAUCGCAGCCCUCAGAGGACGUGUCGAGAGCUAUGAGAAGAUGGGCAUCUCGGGGCCAAUGGCGAUUCACGGUCUCAGCCCUCCGGAUGGCUCCAGGUACCCUGAAGAUGCCUUCACCUCAGCACAUGGAAUGCCCAUGCCGGGACCCCCCCAAGGCAUGAUUCCAGUUCCAGACAACAUUGCGGCUCUGCAACGCGGACUCGGUCCUCAGCAACACUAUGCGCAUGCCUAUCCACAGUAUCCUGCUGGUCGUCAAGCCAAUGGUGCACCCAUGGUCAACGCUAGAAACCGUGGAGCCAUGAUGGGCAAACUCAUGGUCGGAUCCCUCGCUGCUCUGAUGAUUAUCGAAGGCUUUGCUCAGAAGGAGCAAUCGCAAGAGGAACCAGCUGGACGCGGACUGUUCGCCUUACCGAUUCACCUCGCCAAGGUCCUGACUCCUAGUGCUUCUUUUGGCGCCAACACUGUCCAGAUUCCUUUGGUGAAGCUUGUUCUCGUCUUUUUCGCCUUCUUCUACCUCAUCGUCCCUCUGGCCGACCCUAAAGCCAAGACCAAACGCAAGUCUCCACCGGUACUUUUGACGCGUGCACCAUCGUUGGCAUCACCGGUCGAGGUUCGACAGAGAGCAUGGCUUACCGCCAUACAGACCGUUUGGGUGCCUCAACACAACUUUCUGGUGGAGCUUGCCGCCCUGAGUCUGAAGACACUGAAACUCAGCCUACGGAGGAUGAUUGGAUGGCCGGGUUACGCCUACCUUACUGGCAUUACGAAAGAGCAGGAAGCCGCCAGGGUCAAGGCCUGGGAAAUUGCGCUCGAUGCACAGCUCACCGGAGGCGACGCCGAGAUUAGCAAGAGCCGACUGGUCUUGACGUUGAUGGCAUCAGGCACAUUGCCGGAUACACCGGCUCGCCUGAUGCUCAAAGCAUUGCAUAUCAGAGUCUUGCUUUGGGAGAUGUCCAAUUCUGAACACGGCUCUUGGUGGAUGAUGAACGAAAUCAGCGCCAAGAUGGCACGCAGUUACUGGAACAUGGCACGCAGUGAGCACCGAAUCGCUGCAAACAUGGCAUCCAGGUCGGACUGCGAAACAGCGCCUCUACCAGAUCACCUCGCCGCCCUGAUUGAGCGUGAGUGCGACGAAGUGCUCGUACCUGCUGUCGUGGAGCGUGUGUAUAACCUCGCCUGGAACCGACCAAGCUUUGACAAGAAGAUUGUCGAUACUGCCAUGGAUGGUGUUGUCGAGGAUUUCGCCAUUGCAUCGCCCUUGGAUGCUCUCGCCGCUUGGUAUUCGAGCACGGUGCUCAAGAAGGGACUGAUGGGUUCUCUUGCAAACACUAGCCGCUCACCAAAGGAAUCGGUGGUGUCUAGUCUGGCCCUUGCACUACAAUCCGCUCCGCCGAACUCACAGGCUCAGCUACGAGCACUAGUUGCACAGGCCGUGGUAUUGGAAGAUGACCGUGGCCUCCGCAUCGCGAGAGCGCUCGAAGCACUUCCAACCUCUCCCAAGCCUGCUGAUGCUGGUUUUAUCAAUCUAGUUGGCAACGGCUUUGUCGCCCCAGAUGUGCGACAAGCACUGACAUUUGCCAAAUGUCUCUUCCUCAUGCAGUCAUCCAAUGCGCAAGGUCACCAACGAGCCAUCGAUGUCAUCAACAAGACCUAUCUGCCCGGGCGCUACACCACUCUGCUCAAUUUUGUUGCUGGCUACAAGGUCUUGAUUUACUUCAUGCAAGAUGACUCACUUCGCAGUCAAACAAGUGCAGGUCUUGAGCGUAUGGCCAAGUCUCUGCGUAUCUGGAUUGGUCACGAGGCAUGCAAGCUGUCGUCCAAGAGGACGCUUACUCGAGUAGUCCAGGCGUGUCUCGAGGCAAGCAAGACACUGGUUGGCCUAAGCGAUAAGAAGGAGGAGGGAGAGAUUGACGAUGGCUAUGUGAGCGCCAGUGUGAAAGACGAUUGA
Molecule: messenger RNA, 3135 nt
Organism: Plenodomus lingam JN3
Lineage: Eukaryota; Fungi; Ascomycota; Dothideomycetes; Pleosporales; Leptosphaeriaceae
Biological process (GO): SREBP signaling pathway; positive regulation of transcription by RNA polymerase II
Molecular function (GO): protein dimerization activity
Source: RefSeq, a predicted model, not a curated record